GCCCCUUAGGAGUAUGAAAGAUUAAAUGUUGCAAGGAAUAGGAUAAUUAUCAUAGAAAACAAAGGAAAUGUGAUCAUUACCAAAAUUAAUUUGAGAUUUAAGCAAUACCCACAAGAUAAUCAUGAAAUCGCAUGAUGAUAGAAUAGGAUAAUCAACUCACAUUACGACCUUUCCAAACUUGAUACAGCCUCUUGGUCUUGGGAGGAGGAAGGGAGUUCGGGGUAUCGCUUCCGCUCAUCAUCAUUAAUUGUUGAAGAUGGUUAUCAACCCAUUCAGAUUCAGACUUGAAUUCAAACCGGAUAGAGGAAAUUUGUUGUUUAAAGAAGAGGGGGAGAUCGAUAGGGGGAGUUUAUGUUUUGUUACGGAUGAACAAACCCUCCCUCUCUCUCCCUCUCUCUCUAAAUCUCUGUGUAUUAAACUAUGAUAUGUUAUGCUUUCUCUUUCAAUAUCUUCUCUGUUUUUACGAUCAACAGCUGCGGCCCCUGCCCCGGCUCUCCUCCUCUCUCUGAUUAGAAUUGCUGAAACCCAAAUCGUUUUGGUAUCUCUCUUUCUCUCCAUCUUGUCACCGAUAGAAUCGGAGGGUUCCAAAAUCCCAAAUAAUUUGUGCUAAAUUUUCGUGGGUAUAUGAGAUGCAUAUCACAUUUUCGGAUAAAAUAAUCAAAUGGGAAUCCUUACUAUUUUUCAAUGCGACCAUAAGAUACCAUGUCCAUUUCCGUUUCACUGACCCUUUGAUGAUCCAAAUUAAUCAGGACCCAUCUUGGUGGUGAAACGGCAACUCAACCUCUACAAUUGGCACUCGCACCAUGCCUCUGCAGAGUCUCAAGAGAAUCUUACGCAUAUGGAGUUUGUGAACUGAACAGUGAACACGGGUUAUGGCGAGGGAAAAUAAUGUAUGUAAAGUUACCCGCGGGAAUGUCGCUACAAAAAUUGGAACAUUCGCCAUACCAGCUUUGUUGGCCGAGUAAGGACAAAUGACAGUGAAGAAGGUUUGAAGGUAUAAGCUGUAUAUGUGAUGUUGUUGCCACCUAUUUUCUGGGUAAAUCCGUCCAAAUUCAAAUCCUAAUUCCUGGCUUUUCGUCUCCUUUCGUUCGUUGCGAUUCUUUUUCAUCAUUCUCAUGGGUUUUGAGUUGAUCAGAACAAAAUCAAUCAGUUUCCAAAACUCUAAAUCCAAAUUCUUAGUCUAAAAAGCUGAUGGCAGAAGAGAAGAAGAACCCAAAAAGACAAUAUCAGCUCUGGAAAGGAAGCAAUAAAUUUUUAUGUGGAGGAAGAUUGAUCUUCGGUCCAGAUGUUGCUUCUUUGUGUUUCUCCGUGCUCCUAGUUGCAGGCCCUGCUGUAUCAUUCUGUAUUAAAGUCUACACCAUCAUCAACCACAAUAAACAACACCACAAUGAUCCUGGUUAUUAUUGGUAUGGAGUGUUGAUUCUAGCAGCAGCCCUCACUUGUUUAGAUAUAACAUUUCUUUUGAUGACAUCCGGAAGAGACCCUGGUAUAGUCCCACGAAACACAUCACCACCUGACACAGAUGAAGGAUUUGACAUGAACACCCCUUCAAUGGAGUGGAUCAAUGGAAGAACACCUCACUUGAGAUUACCUAGAACCAGAGAUGUCCUUGUGAAUGGUCACACAGUCAAAGUCAAAUACUGUGAUACUUGUAUGCUCUAUCGUCCUCCAAGAGCUUCACAUUGCUCUGUCUGCAACAACUGUGUUCAAAGAUUUGAUCAUCACUGUCCAUGGGUUGGUCAAUGCAUUGGACUACGUAACUAUCGGUUCUUUUACAUGUUUAUCUCAACAUCAACCAUCUUGUGCCUAUAUGUGUUCAUAUUUUCAUGGGUCAACAUAGCUCAACAAGGAGACCACAUAUUGAAGGCUAUGUCACAGGACAUUUUAUCAGAUUUUCUCAUAGUUUACUGCUUCAUUGCAGUUUGGUUUGUGGGGGGGCUUACAAUCUUCCACUUCUAUCUUAUUUGCUCAAACCAGACAACAUAUGAAAACUUCAGAUACCGAUAUGAUAAGAAGGAUAAUCCAUAUCACAAAGGUGUAAAACAGAAUCUUGUACAAGUCUUUCUUUCACCAAUUCCUCCUUCUCUUAUUGAUUUCCGGGGAUAUAUUCAAGAAGAUGACAGUAUAGUGAUGGAUCCUACAAGUCCAAAUCUUGGAGGUACUUCAAAGGAAAAAAUUGACAUUGAAAUGGGAAGUAGUUUUGCAGAAGCAAGUGGUAUUUCGCUUCCUGAAAUUCUACAGCAUUUGCAUUAUGAGGAGUUAGAAGAGAGCAUGAGAAGUAAGGAGGGGAAUGGAAUAGCGGAUUCCCUUCCAUCUCCCUUCCUUUUUGAGGCAAAUGAUGUGGUUGUAGAAAGAAGGAAGUCUCGUAUUGAAAUAGAGGAGAAGUGUGAUGAUGGAAUUAUUACUCCUCAAACUCACAUUGGUCAUCAAGUAUAGAGGCAACAAAUAUCCUGUUUCUUCAUCAAUAUAUAAAUUGAUACUAAGAAACUAAAACUCCUGAAACUUUUACACUGUUUUCAUACAUCUUGCAGGUUUGACAUUCAAACUAUUUUUUGGCAUCAUUGAUCUAUUAUGUUUUUUGCGUUUGAAAUGGCAAUGUCAUCCUUCCCAACAUAAGUGCAGAAUCCUGCCAAUUUAUAUGUUGAAUUCAAUCUUGUUGUAAAUUCUGGAUGUAAUCAAGAACUCCCACAACAAAUGAAGAACAUGAUUCUUGUUAGUGAAAUAAUCAAGAACUGGUUUAGUAGUUUGAUUUUCAAUUCCUUUUAUUUUUGUUGUCAACUUUCUCAAUGUUGUAGAACUCGUUAGGUGUUAUUCAGUCGGUCUUUCAAAAUUACAAUGGUG
Molecule: messenger RNA, 2841 nt
Organism: Lactuca virosa
Lineage: Eukaryota; Viridiplantae; Streptophyta; Magnoliopsida; Asterales; Asteraceae
Source: the annotation of a GenBank genome assembly